AUGCCUCGUUAUCCUUUUGAAGAUGAAGAUGAACCCUUUCGAAAAGCUUUUCGAGAAAGGAGAAGUAAUUUGAAUGGUCAAGGAGUGAUUGUGUAUGAUUUCCAGUCACACAUUACCUAUUUGAGAAAACCUAGACAACAAACUAUUAAAUGUUCUUUUUGCAAGCAAGAUACAACUAUUGGUCUUCCCUGCUGGAAUUGCAGCACUCUUGCUUUUCCAAAAUAA
Molecule: messenger RNA, 225 nt
Organism: Ascoidea rubescens DSM 1968
Lineage: Eukaryota; Fungi; Ascomycota; Saccharomycetes; Ascoideales; Ascoideaceae
Exons: 1
Coding region: 1-225 (74 amino acids)
Source: RefSeq, a predicted model, not a curated record